CAUGGCUUGUCUAACGUUCAAUCAAUUUAUCUCUUGGCACUCCCACAAUGCGCAGAGACGUCUUCAAGGAAGACGCAUAAGCUACUCGCGCCUUGUCCCUCAGCCCUAAACGGUUCACAGAAUUACGUAUUUAUUAAUGUAGUCUUUUUAAAAUAUAACUGUCGAUUUAAAGACAGUGACUUAAGUUACUUGUAUUGGUGGCCUACAGAAAAAGUGACAUGGCAACUUCGGAACUUUACUCAAAGCAUGCUCGUGUGUGGAUCCCUGACCAGGUGGAGGUGUGGCGGCCGGCGGACCUCCUGAGGGACUAUGCACCUGGAGACGCGUCGCUGCUGCUGCAGCUGGAGGACGGCACGGAGUUGGAGCACAAGCUUCCGAAGGACCGUUGCCUGCCCCCCCUGCGGAACCCUGACAUCCUGGUGGGGGAGAACGACCUGACGGCCCUGAGCUACCUGCAUGAGCCGGCCGUGCUGCACAACCUCCGCGUGCGCUUCAUCGACUCGCGGCUCAUCUACACAUACUGCGGCAUUGUGUUGGUAGCCAUCAAUCCAUACGAGUCUCAGCGCAUCUAUGGAUCUGACAUCAUUAAUGCGUACAGUGGGCAGAACAUGGGGGACAUGGACCCCCACAUCUUUGCAGUGGCUGAAGAGGCUUACAAACAGAUGGCCAGAGAUGAGAAGAACCAGUCCAUCAUAGUGAGUGGGGAAUCUGGGGCGGGGAAGACGGUCUCGGCCAAAUACACCAUGAGGUACUUUGCCACGGUCAGUGGGUCAUCGGGCGAGACCAACAUCGAGGAGCGAGUGCUGGCGUCCAGUCCCAUCAUGGAGGCCAUUGGGAAUGCCAAAACCACCCGUAAUGACAACAGCAGCCGCUUUGGGAAGUACAUCGAGAUUGGGUUUGACAGGAAAUACCAGAUGAUGGGUGCCAACAUGAGGACGUACCUGCUGGAGAAGUCCAGAGUGGUGUUCCAGGCCAGUGAGGAGCGGAACUAUCAUAUAUUUUAUCAGCUGUGCGCUUGCUCUCACGCUCCUGAAUUUAAGGACCUGAAAUUAGGCCGAGCAGAUGACUUCCAUUUCACCAACCAGGGAAAAAACCUAGUUAUAGACGCUGUGGACGAUGAGAAAGAGAUGAAGUCAACCAGGAAGGCUUUGACUAUGUUGGGCAUUGAUGAGGCCCAGCAGAUGGGUCUGUUCAGGAUCCUGGCCGGAGUUCUUCACCUGGGGAACGUGGAAAUCAGGCCGCGGGGGGCUGACAGCAGCACUGUGUGUCCAGACAGCCCUCCCCUGCUGACGUUCUGUGAGGUGAUGAGCGUACCGGUGCAGGAGAUGUCUCAUUGGCUGUGCCACAGGAAGCUGAAAACGGCGUCGGAGACGUACAACAAGCCCAUGUCCGGAGUGCAGGCACUGACCGGCCGGGACGCCCUGGCUAAGCACGUCUACGCCCGCCUCUUCAGCUGGAUCGUGGCCCGCAUCAACACAGCGCUGCAGAAUGCUGGCAAGCGACACGCCUUCAUCGGGGUUCUAGACAUCUACGGGUUUGAGACGUUUGAGGUCAACAGCUUUGAGCAGUUCUGCAUCAAUUAUGCCAAUGAGAAACUCCAGCAGCAGUUUAAUUUGCAUGUGUUUAAGUUGGAGCAGGAGGAGUACAUGAAGGAGGACAUCCCAUGGACGCUGAUCGAUUUCCAUGACAACCAGCCCUGUAUCAGCCUGAUCGAGGCCAAGAUGGGCAUCUUGGACCUGCUGGAUGAAGAAUGCAGAAUGCCCAAAGGUUCUGACGGGUCGUGGGCCCAAAAGCUGUACAGCACCCACGGGAAAAGCAGUGCUCACUUCCAGAAGCCGCGCAUGUCCAACACUGCCUUCAUCGUCCUGCACUUCGCUGACCAGGUGGAGUAUGAGUGUGAGGGGUUUCUGGAGAAGAAUAAAGACACAGUGAAUGCGGAGCAGAUUAGUGUCCUGAGGUCCAGUAAGUUUGAGCUGCUGCUGGAGCUCCUUGAGGAGGAGGAGGAGUGUGUAUCUGCAGCUGGAGGGGGACCUGUUCACACUCGCCUGAAGACGGCACGCAGCAGCACCCAACUAACACACACACGCAAGAGCGUCGGCCUGCAGUUCCGGAACUCUCUGCAUCUUCUCAUGGAGACUCUGAACACCACAGCUGCCCACUAUGUACGCUGCAUCAAACCCAAUGACCAAAAGGCACCCUUCACGCUGGACCCAGUGCGGGCAGUACAGCAGCUCAGAGCGUGUGGAGUUCUGGAGACGAUUCGCAUCUCAGCGGCCGGAUUCCCCACCAGGUGGACAUACCAGGAGUUCUUCACACGGUACCGUGUUCUCAUGAAGCAGGCCAACACGCUGCCUGAUCGCAAAGUAGCGUGCAGGACGAUUCUGCCUCAGCUGGUUGAGGAUGAGGACAAAUAUCAGUUUGGCAAGUCUAAGAUCUUCUUCCGGGCGGGGCAGGUGGCUUACCUGGAGAAACUACGGUCUGAUAGGCUGCGGGCUGCCUGCAUACGGAUCCAGAAGACGAUUCGCUGCUGGCUGCAGCGCAAGAAGUACCUGCGCAUGCGGAGGGCAGCUGUCACCAUCCAGAGACACGUCAGGGGCCACCAGGCGCGCCGCCUGGCACUGUUCCUGCGGCACUCCCGAGCGGCGGUGGUCAUCCAGAAGUACCAGCGCAUGUGGGCAGCGCGGAGAAAGUUCCAGCGCAAGCGGGCAAUUGCCCUGCUCCUCCAGCGUCUCUACAGGGGCUACGCUGCCAGGAGGGAGCACCAGCGGAUGCUGUACGAGCAUAAAGUGUGCCUGCUGCAGCGCUGGGUGAAAGGCUGGCAUGCGCGGGUGCGUUACCGGCGUGUGCGUGCGGCCGUGGUGCUGCUGCAGAGCUGCGUACGACGCAUGCUGGCCCGCCGUGAGCUCAAGAGGCUGCGUGUUGAGGCCCGCUCCGUGGAACACUUCAAGAAACUCAACGUCGGCAUGGAGAACAAGAUCAUGCAGCUGCAGCGCAGGAUCGAUGAGCAGCACAAAGAGAACCGUGUGCUCGGGGAGAAACUUAAUGCACUCGAGGCCAGCCACACCUCUGAGCGGGAGCGUUUGAUUGGCCAGCUGGACCGGCUAAAGGGGAUAGAGGAGAACAGCAGAAGCCAAUUGGAUCGUGUGAGCUGUCUCGAGGCGAAGCUAGAGGCCAGCAGGCAGGAGCUGGAGCGCAGCCGCCAGGAGAGGCUGGAGGACCAGCAGAGGGCACAAGUGGACAGGGAUGCCCUGGGGCAGCAAGUGGCAGAGCUGAACAAGCAGAAUGUCCUCCUGAAGAGUGAGAAGGAGGAGCUCAACAGAUUCAUUGUUGAACUAGAGAGGAAGGCAGAGGAGCGGGAGAAGGCUCAUGAAGGGAACAUUCAGCAGCUGCAGUCGGAGCUGAACGAGGAGCGAUGUCGCUACCAGAACCUUCUCUCAGAACACCACAAGUUAGAGGAACGCCACAGCAACCUGAAGGAGCAGAAUGCAAGCAGAGCAUCUCCGCAGAGGAAGGAUUCCACGUCCAGCCUAGCUGCCUCUGACAGCACCCUCAGCUCUGGCUUCGGGGAGGGGGAGGAGGACCGGAAAAAAGGGGAGAGGAGCUCCACUGGUCGGGACAUGUCUCUGCUGCUCACACUGCAGAAGAAAGUGACAGAGCUAGAGAGAGACAAACACAACCUGCAGAAUGAGCUGGACUCCAGAGAGGACCAGCUACACACCAGCAAAGCCAAGGAUGAAGAGGAGUUCAAGAAGACUCUGCUGUCAGAGCUGGACCAGGAGGGCCUGAAGCGACAGGAGCUGGAGUCCGCGAACAGGAAGCUGAAGCGGGACCUGAGUGAGCUCCGGGAGGCUCUCAGCCAAUCAGCUGGCUCUGGUACGGCUGCCCCUGGAUCACCAGCCUAUAAUGUGCUGUUGGAGCAGCUCAGCUCAGCCAAUGAGGAACUGGAACUGCGCAAGGAGGAGGUGCUUAUUCUUCACUCCCAGCUGGUUGGUCUGGAAACCCAAAAGAAUAAGGAAUCAGAUAAUUCUGCCAACAGCAGCAGGUCCCUGACCCUUGACAUCCAUGAGCUGAAUGAGGAUGGGGAGUUGUGGAUGGCCAACGAGGGGCUGAAGGAGACCAACACGUUGCUGUUGUCUCAGCUGCAGUCCAUGACUGAGGAGGUUGAGAGUGUGCGCUCUGAACUGCAGAGGGCGCUGCAGGAGCGUGACCAGCAGCAGGAGCUUCUGACCCAAAGCCUGAAGCUUCCUCAAGACGCCCGCAUUCCUGCCAGCCUCCAGCAUGAGAUCAGCAGGCUCACCAAACACAACCUGGAACUGGUGGAGCAGGCGGAGAGACAGGACAAGGUGCUCCGCAAGCUGAAGAAGCAGCUGAAGGUCUACAUGAAGAGGGCUGGAGACGGAGAGAUGGCGUUGGAGCUGGGCUCUGUGGAUGGUCUUCCCAAAUUGACCCUGCCCCGUAAGGAGCGCGACUGCAGGGGGAUGCUGGUCUGCAAGAGGGAGGACGAAAGCAGACUACUGAAAAUCCUCAUCACAGAAAUGCGUCCACGGGGUGUAGCUGUCAGCAUGGUCCCCAGCCUGCCUGCCUACAUCCUCUUCAUGUGCCUCCGCCACGCCGACUUCUCCAACGACGACCAGCGCGCCACCAAACUCCUCAACUCCACCAUCAACAGCAUCAAGGGAGUCAUGAAGAGGAAAGGAGACAACUUUGAGAUGGUGUCGUUCUGGCUGGCCAACACGUGCUGCUUCCUGCACUGUCUGGAGCAGUACAGUGGAGAGGAGAUUUACACCAAGCACAACACCCCUCAGCAGAAUGAGCACUGCCUGGUGAACUUUGACCUGGCUGACUACCGUCAGGUGCUGUGUGACCUAGCCAUUCAGAUCUACCAGCAGCUCAUCAAAUGUGUGGAGGACAUCCUGCAGCCUAUGAUCGUGCCGGGGAUGCUGGAGCAAGACUCCAUCCCAGGAGUGCUGGGGGUGAAGGCGACAGGCAUGCGGAAGCGGACGUGCAGUAUGACUGAAGAGAGUGGCGCAGCGACGCUGGACUCCAUCCUGCGGACGCUGAGCGGUUUCCACGCGUUGCUGCAACAGCACGGCAUUCCGCCUCAGUUGCUCCGGCUCGCUGUCAAGCAGCAGUUCUACAUCAUCUGUGCCGCCACGCUCAACAACCUGCUGCUGCGCAAGGACAUGUGCUCCUGGAGCAAAGGCCUGCAGAUCAGGUAUAAUGUGUGUCAGCUGGAGGACUGGCUGCAGGACAAGGGUCUGUUGAACAGUGGGGCCAGAGAGAUGCUGGAGCCUCUUAUCCAGGCAGCUCAGCUGCUGCAGGUCAAGAAGAAAUCCCAGGAGGAUGCCCAGGCUAUCGCCUCCAUGUGCACUGCACUUACCGCCGCACAGAUCGUGAAGAUCCUGAACUUGUACACUCCGGUGAACGAAUUUGAGGAGAGGGUCUCCUCGACAUUCAUUAAGACCAUUGAGGCCUGUCUGCAGCCCCGUAAGGAGUCGUCUCAGCUCCUCAUGGAGACGAAGAACAUCUUCCCUGUGACGUUCCCCUUCCACCACUCCUCCGUUGCCCUGGAAACCAUUCUCAUUCCAAACAGCCUCAACCUGGGCUUCCUCACGCGAGUGUGAACAAACACACACACACACACACACACACACACACACACACACACACACACACACACACACACCAGACCUGUGAGCCAUAUCAGGUAUAUUUUCACUUAGUUUAACUGCAGGUUAAUGAAUGGUAUUCAGAUAAUGUGACUCCUGUGUUAUCCUGGCAUUGGCAGAUAGGGUGACCUUUCCGUGUGUGUGUGUGUGUGUGUGUGUGUGUGGUUGUGUUAAAACUUUGCACAUAUGUGUGGAACUGAAACAAAUCCUGCAGGUCAGCAGUGGUCGUUUGCUGCCUUUCUCUACCUGGUGCCCUGGCCAAAUGCACUUAACAUUGUGUGUCAUGGAACUUAAGUGCAAGUAGGUCUGUGAAAUACUAUUGCAAGAAAUAAAUGUUUUAAUAUGCCUGUUGAAAACUGAAUGGAAAUAAACUAAAAUAAUUGGUAUUA
Alosa alosa (allis shad) is the source of this 6058-nucleotide messenger RNA. Its product is annotated as unconventional myosin-Va-like. Gene Ontology annotation, molecular function: ATP binding; microfilament motor activity; actin filament binding. Gene Ontology annotation, cellular component: vesicle; cytoplasm; myosin complex. NCBI's taxonomy places the organism in Eukaryota, Metazoa, Chordata, Actinopteri, Clupeiformes, Clupeidae. The record is from RefSeq and is a predicted model, not a curated record. Bases 219 to 5624 code for a protein of 1801 amino acids. Gene Ontology annotation, biological process: vesicle transport along actin filament; actin filament organization. The transcript has 40 exons.